GAGAAGUUGAAUAGCGCAGAAGAAUAUGAAAUUAUGAAAAAGUAUGCCACGAAUGCAAAAUUGAUUACUUUCGCAUAUUUGAUAUAUGUUUUUUCUUGUUGCGGGGGAUAUACAUUAUUUUCCAUUAUUCCAAAAUUAUUGAACAUCGUGUUACCCCUCAACGAAUCCCGGCCUGUAAAUUUGCCCUACCAGGCUUAUUACUUCGUGGACAAAGAUAAAUAUUAUUUCUACAUUAUAUUUUAUGUUUGUGUGUUCGCGUCUGUAGCUACUAUGAUGGUAAUCGCGCACGAUUGCAUUUUUUUUAUUUACAUUGAACAUGUCUGCAGUCUCUUUGCUGUGACUGGAUUUCAUCUUGAAACUUUAUCAUUUAAUAACCAUAAUGAUACGAAUAAUCAUCUAGAUGAUCGGAAGAUCUACAAUCGGAAAAUCGCUAUUUCUAUUCAUGCACACUGGCGAGCUUUACGAUUCGCGGAUAUUCUUGAUGACAUCUUUUGUACUGCUUUCGCAAUACAAAUGUCGAUAGUUACUGUAACAUUGAGUAUUACUCUGCUACAAAUUGCCUUAUUAUAUGGCGAAAUUAAUGAAACGUUGAAAUACCUGGCGUUUAUCUUCGCUCAGGUGAUACACACGUUCUGCUUCAGUAUACAAGGACAGAGAUUGAUUGACCACAGCUCACAAUUAAGCAAUAAAAUAUAUAAUUCUUCUUGGUAUGAAGUUCCUACAGAAUCACGAAGGCUGCUUCUGUUCAUGAUGCGAAGGAGCGUGCAACCCUGUUUUUUGAGCGCUGGCAAGAUUUAUGUCUUCUCUCUUAAGAGCUUUUCCACAGUAAAUGUUAUUUACGAAAUUUAUGUUUUUACGAAAUUUAUGUUACUAUAUGCUCCUAUGAAGUUUCUUCUAAGAAUACUGGCACUUAUUUUAAAGGUUAUGCAGUCUUCAGUGUCGUAUUUUACUGUACUUGCAUCCUUCCAAUAA
Messenger RNA from Atta colombica, 972 nucleotides. RefSeq names its product odorant receptor 9a-like. Lineage: Eukaryota; Metazoa; Arthropoda; Insecta; Hymenoptera; Formicidae. Gene Ontology annotation, molecular function: olfactory receptor activity; odorant binding. Gene Ontology annotation, cellular component: plasma membrane. Gene Ontology annotation, biological process: detection of chemical stimulus involved in sensory perception of smell; sensory perception of smell. The record is from RefSeq and is a predicted model, not a curated record.